Frieseomelitta varia is the source of this 2062-nucleotide messenger RNA. RefSeq names its product G1/S-specific cyclin-E1 (gene CycE). The record is from RefSeq and is a predicted model, not a curated record. Gene Ontology annotation, cellular component: cytoplasm; nucleus; cyclin E1-CDK2 complex. The transcript has 4 exons. Gene Ontology annotation, molecular function: cyclin-dependent protein serine/threonine kinase regulator activity. NCBI's taxonomy places the organism in Eukaryota, Metazoa, Arthropoda, Insecta, Hymenoptera, Apidae. Gene Ontology annotation, biological process: G1/S transition of mitotic cell cycle; regulation of cyclin-dependent protein serine/threonine kinase activity. The coding region runs from base 276 to 1646 and encodes 456 amino acids.
GCUGAGCGCCAGCUGUGCUCUUCGCGGCGACCAAUAAGAAUCGCUUUUACUAUUGCACAGCAGCGCCUCAAAUACAUGACCGGUGACCACAGAUUUCAGCGUUCCCGCGAAAGUAACUCAUAAACUUUUGUCCUCCGUUCAACAGUGUUAUUUUACCGUAUGCUGUAGCAAUUAAGCAGACGUUCAAUUAAAACAUCGAAGAACUCGAAGUCGUAUUAAAAAAAGUUGUUCCUAUCCGGAAUAUUUUUCGAACACGUCGACAAUUUCGAAGCAAAAUGCCGCAAACGAGUUUACAUGGGAAAAAAUCACAAACUUACUUGCAAGGAGGCAAAGUAGUAACACAAACUUCAAAACGCAAAAGGCGGGCAACAGAGAUUUCUGAAGAUUCAGAAAAUGUAUAUCCGCCUAGUAAAAUACCAGCUGUAUCACAUGUAUCAUACACAGAAUCAUGUCAAACAGUACAUCCUUUAGAAAAUUCAUGCAAUCCACAUCAAGUUUCACCUCUGAAAGAGCAACAAGAGCCAGCCACAUGGUCUGAAUUGAGAACUGCAACAUGCUUUUUAACACCAUCAUCUUCUAAAAAUGUAUCAAAUAGACCAAGUCCAUUACCAUCAUUUUCAUGGGCUGAUGGUUCUCAAGUCUGGUCUCUCAUGUGUAUGGGAGAUCAAAAGACUGUUACUCAAAGGAAUCCACAAAUGUUCCAAAGGCAUCCAACAUUACAACCAAGAAUGCGGGCAAUUUUGUUAGAUUGGUUGAUUGAAGUUUGUGAAGUGUACAAGCUACAUAGAGAAACUUAUUAUCUUGCAAUGGAUUACAUAGACAGAUAUUUGUCCAUUCAUCAAAAUGUACCCAAAAAUCAAUUACAAUUAAUAGGUAUUACAUGCCUUUUUAUAGCUGCCAAGGUUGAAGAAAUAUAUCCACCCAAAAUAGCAGAGUUUGCGUAUGUCACUGAUGGAGCCUGCACAGAAGAAGAAAUCUUAGGAAAAGAAUUAGUGAUUUUAAAAGGACUUGGAUGGAACUUAUCCCCAGUUACUGCUCCUGGCUGGCUUAAUAUAUACAUGCAAAUUGAAUCAGGCGAUUGGUCAAGGCCAAAUGCAUUUAUUUACCCACAAUAUGGAGGUUUACAAUACUCUCAAGCAGCUCAACUAUUAGAUUUGGCUACAUUAGACGAAGGAAGUCUGAAAUUUCCUUAUAGUCACAUUGCUGCAGCAGCAAUUUUCCACACACAAGGAAGGGAAUGUGCCUUGAGAGUAUCACGCAUUCCAUGGGACCAGCUUGCACCCUGUGUCAAAUGGCUUACUCCUUUUGCAAUGACAGCAGCUGAAGAAGAUUCUCAGUGCCUUUUAAGGUCUACUAUAAUAUCUUUGGAGUCUCAUUCUGGAUCUGGACUUAAAGCAACAGUGCCUAACAUCGUGAUGGAUGAAUCGCAUCGCAUACAAACUCAUGUUGUAGAUUUAAAUAUGUUAGAAAGGGCACAUCAACGAUUAGUACAUAAAACUCCUACUGACACAAAUGAAUCAGAUUCUAAUAUUGAAUCUGGUAGACAAAGUCCAAAUGAAAGUAGUCUUUUAACUCCACCAUCUAGUAGUCAAAAGAAUUCUACCACACCAUCGCGUCCUCCACCGCAGUUGCACCCAUAUACAUAAUUAAAUAUUUAUAAAUACCUCAUAGUCUUUAAUUCAAUAUUUCAUUUACUAAUUGCUGGUGAAUGAUUUUAAUUAAAUAUAGUAAUGUACAUGUUUGUCAAGAAAUAUGAUUACUUACUUUAAACAGUUUCGCUUUUUGUAAAAUUGCACAAUGAGUUAAGUACGGGAUUACACGAGUGCACGAUAAUUGCAGCAUACAUUGCGUUAUCGUAAAUAAUAUGGUUCUUCCUGUAAAAAAUAAGUUCUCUUUGUGUAAUGAUAUUUGUCAUCUAAUAGUAAGCCUUAUAGUACAAGGUGUUAACUAUUUUCUAUAGUAAUGUCCAUAGUGACAUUGAAUUUAUUUAAUACUACUUGUUUUAUUAUGAAUUUUUAAAAGAAGUGCCUUAAAUAGAGGAAUGUAAACUUACAUGUAAGUC